AUGGUCAAAGAAUGUUUUACCACCAAUGACCAAAAUUUUGCAGCUAGGCCGAACAUGGAAACCAACCGGCACAUGGUUUAUAAUAAUGUUGGUUUUGCACCGGAAUCAGGACCAUAUUGGCGAGAGAUCCGAAAGUUGUUCAGUUUGGAACUCUUUACAAGUCAUCGUCUUGAAAAAUUUAAGAAUGUUCGUAGCUCAGAAGUGACAAACUUCAUUAACGGGCUCUCCUUGUUUUCCCAAAAGAACGCAAACAAAGCAUCGGUAAUAGACAUGGGCAAGUGGUUUGAGAACAUAACGUUUAAUAUAACUAUUAAAAUCUUAGCCGAGAAGAGAUUCUCUAUCACGGGUAGCAGUGAAGGUAACAACGAAGACUUACGUGUACAUGAAGCCAUAAAGAAAGGGAUGUACCUUAUGGGCAUUUUUAUUGUGUUUGAAUUAUUUUCAUAUCUGGAAUGGAUGGAUAUUGGAGGGUAUAUGAAAGCUAUAAAGCAAGUGGCAAAAGAGGUUGAUGGAGUUAUUGGAAAGUGGCUUGAUGAACAUGUUGAGAGGAGAAAAGAGUAUGAUGGGUGA
This is a messenger RNA of Lactuca virosa, 570 nucleotides long. The record is from the annotation of a GenBank genome assembly. Lineage: Eukaryota; Viridiplantae; Streptophyta; Magnoliopsida; Asterales; Asteraceae.